UGUUGACAUGUUGUUGUGCAAGUUGCUCGACAUAUAAUUACGGACACGCGGUACAGACCACAGUUCGCAGACAUCAAGAACGUGGGCAUCAUUUACAUGACCGAUUAAGACACCUCGUAUUAUUUUCAACACUUGUCAUAUCUGAUAAUGCCGAGAGGACGAGGCCGCGGUCGUGGGGGUGCCAGAGGGGGGCGUGGUCGUGGAAGAGGCAGGGGAAGAUCUGGAGGCCGUGGAAGAUCCGCAUCGGCGUCAAACACAGGUAACGAUGAGCAAGGCAGUGCCCCAGAACAGUUGGACAUCGAGACUAGGCCUAAGGACUUCUUCACUGGCACCGCCUCGGUCGCCCAGCACAUACAGGGCCAGACAGACAACCUGGACAGGUACGCGGCCACCAUGGCAGUCCUCCGGAAGAGUGGGGUGGCUGUGGCUCAAAAUGCUUGUGUGCGAGCUUUGACUGCUGCAUGGGCCCGGCAUGACUACAAGCUUGCUGAUGCCUUUCUUCAGAACAGAGAGCAGUUUGGACUUGUUGAGGUUUUGAAGGCCUUAACUUUACUCGACUCAGGGCGGAGAGUGCGUGUUCUCGAGAAAAAGCUCAAAAGGUUGCAACUCACAGGGUCAAAGAUCAGCAAGAAGAAAUUUGGAAAGCUGAAGUCAGACAUUGACAACCUUCAGGCUAUUAAACCACCACAAGGGUCUGCCAGCGGGGCGGUGUGCAAACAUGUGCAGGCGUGGGUGAGGACGUUCACGAAGGAGGACCUGGAGUUCUACGCUCUCCACUACCCAAAGGAUCCCUGGAAGAAACUGGCAGACAUCUGCCACUUCAGCCCCAAAACAGAUUUUGCAGUGUUGCCAUGGUUCCUGCCCUUCUGUUUUGGUGCCAAUUCCCCUGAGGGAUCGAUGGUGGAGAGGUGUCGUGACGUCACAGAGGCCAACGUCAAUGACCUCAUCAAGGAGUACGAUGUCCCGUACACUCAUGUGAAGGAACAUCAGGCCAAGUUGACGGAAGACUCGAAAGCCAGAUUAGCUGCAUAUGAGACGAAACUAGAUACAGUGUUAUGGUGGUAUGAAGAUCUUCAGUGCUUGGAGGUAGACAAAAUAAUAACAGAACGACUUGAAGCAGGCGAGAAUGUGAACCUGGCCAAUGGGAAACUGUUGGAAAGAUUAUUAACCCUGAAGAUAAUCCGCGAGAACAUCCAGUCCACGUCAUAUUACGGCUCUGGGGCCCCAACCAGGGAGGCAAACCCAACAAAAGUUUGUUUUCUCCCGAAGCUGAUCCCCUUGGCUGAAACAAGACUGACAUCAAUCAAACUACCCCUCGAGUCCCCAAUUGUUGUGAUCGGCGAUGCAUCCGGGUCCAUGCAGGUUGCCAUUCGAACCAGCACCAUCAUCGCUAGUCUGCUCACCGCGAUCUGCUCAGCCAGACUUGUCUUCUUCAACACCGAGAAUCGUGAAGCACCAUACUUGCCCAAGACCAUCGAUGAAGUGCUGGAACUGGCGGUGACAACCACGGCAGGUGGAGGGACAACUCCUGCCGCUAGCUUGUGGCCGUUCUAUGAGAAGAAGGAGGUUGUGAAGACAUUCAUCAUGGUGACUGACGAAGAGGAGAAUGGAAAAGUUCAGGAUAUGAAUUUUGCUAAUUUGUACAAGAAAUAUCAUGACGAAGUAUUUCCUGCAAAGCUGGUCUUCGUGUCCUUCCUGCGUUCCCAGCAUGCAAAGGGGCAAAUGGUGACUAACCUUCAAGAACUUGGAUUCCACCCACUCCAGUUCCAACUGGAAGGAAGCCGCCCUGACCUGACUAAACUGGACAAUCUGUUCGGGCUGCUGUCGUCUGAUUCCGCCUCCUUCAAGGAUGAAAUCACCGAGAUGCAGGAGAGCAUCACGAAGUUGGGGCUGGCCGAGGUCUUCAAGGGGCUCAAGACAGAGUAAGAUGAGUUAGGAGGUCAAUACCCGAACUCAAGACUGUAGGGGGGCACAGGUGGUCCAGUUGUCUGAGGCGCUGUGAGUUGUGUCCGUUGGGCACGCCAGAAACUUAUAAUUAUGGGUUCGAAUCACGAUACACACUAAUUAUGUUGCUAGGUUUGUCAGCACCAUACCUGUGGGUUUCAACGAAGUGGUAAACGUCUGAGACCUGCAUCACAGUGGCUUUCCUCCCACAUUAAGCUGACACGCCACGAUAUAACUGGAAUAAUGUUAAGAGCAGGGUUAAAACCAACUCACUCACUCACUCACUCAAGGGCUGUACUCCACAGAAUAAUACCACUACAGGGCUAGAACUGUCAUAAGUAAAGGAGUAAGACAAUCAUAGUGCAACUCUUGUCCUAAGACUGCAGGAACAUAUUGGAGUUACGACUAAGCUACGAUAAGUCUGUGUUCAGGUAUCUGACUUCAUUAUGUUGCUUUUAAUUACAGAUACACACAUAGUUUGCACACAGGUUAAUAGUUGACACACAUGUUCAAUAGUUGACACACAGUUUCAAUAGUUGACACAAAUGUUCAAUAGUUGACACACAGUUUCAAUAGUUGACACAAAUGUUCAAUAGUUGACACACAGGUUCAAUAGUUGACACACAUGUUCAAUAGUUGACACACAUGUUCAAUAGUUGACACACAUGUUCAAUAGUUGACACACAUGUUCAAUAGUUGACACACAUGUUCAAUAGUGUGCACACAUAUUCCGGUCUUUAUGCACAUAACAGAGUUAUGCAUGAUGACUGAAACAUUACAUGAUCAUUGGGAUAUAAUUAUUUAAAAUUGAUUGUGUGACUGUAUUUCUCCCUGUAUUUUGUGUAAAUAUCAUCUGGAUAAUCCAUUUAUUUGCUCACUUUUGUGUUGAAAAGUAUUUUUUUACUGAGAAUGAUAAUAAGACUAAGAGGGUCAUUAUCUUAAGUUUGAAACCCUAGAAUGGUCAAGUUGUAACCUUCAUGUAUGCUUUAUCGAGAAACCAUUU
This is a messenger RNA of Haliotis rufescens (red abalone), 2947 nucleotides long. RefSeq lists its product as uncharacterized. Bases 148 to 1926 code for a protein of 592 amino acids. NCBI's taxonomy places the organism in Eukaryota, Metazoa, Mollusca, Gastropoda, Lepetellida, Haliotidae. The transcript has 7 exons. The record is from RefSeq and is a predicted model, not a curated record.